AUGUCCGAGCAAGAAGAAAUGGAAAAUGAAGAUGAAACGGAAGUAAUAACAAAGAAAGAGCCCUCCUUUGGCGAUGAUAUUUUAGAGUUGCGCCAUUCCUUUGGCUAUGAUUGCAAGCGUUUCUUCAAUUUGGUGCUCAUCGAUGACAGUACAUUGGUUUUUGCUUCCGGUGAUUAUUUGCAUUACUUUGACAUACCCACACGCAAAGUUACAUUUCGCAAAUCGGUGUUUGGUGGCGGCAUUGGAUUUAUAACGCGCAAUGAACAUCCCGACUUCAUCGAUUUGCUCACCGUUGCGGAAAAUGGUGCAACGCCGACUAUAUUCAUUUACGAAUAUCCCACGCACGAGGUGCGCAUCAAGCUGGAGAAUGCGGCCAAGUCUUGCUUCACCUGCGGCUCAUAUAACUCCACUGGCGAGCUAUUCGCUUCACAAGCCGGCUAUCCAGAUUUCAUGCUCACCAUUUGGCGUUGGCAAAUCGGUCAUGUGGUGUUGCGUUCCAAAUCCUUUCAGAAUAAUGUGCUGCACGUACACUUUUCUCACUUCAAUCCGAUACUCUUGGCUUCAAGCGGACUGAGUCAUAUAAAAUUUUGGAAAAUGGCCAACACUUUUACCGGUUUGAAAUUGAAAGGCGAGCUGGGACGCUUUGGCAAAACGGAUUUUAGUGACAUUUAUGCGAUUUAUAUGCUGCCCGAUGAGAAUAUCAUUUCAGGCUGUGAGUGGGGGAAUAUGCUGUUGUGGGAAGCGGGCCUGAUUAAGUUCGAGAUUACGCGCAAGGGACGUAAACCGUGUCACACAAAGCCAAUUACACGCAUCACCAUGGAGAACGGUGAAGUGAUGACUGUGGGUAUGGAUGGUUAUGUACGUAUUUGGUAUUGGGAAACAGUUGAUCUAGCCGAUCCGCCGGACGACGAUCGCUUCGUCGAGAUCGAGCCGAUCUAUGAGUUUAAGGUGGGCGAUUGUGAGAUAUGUGGGCUGCAGAAGAUUAAACCAUUCGACAGCAAUGAUUUUGGCUACUAUGCGCAGGAUGGCAAUGGCGGUAUUUGGUAUUGCGAUCUCAAUACUCACGACGUGCCUAACAAGCCAAAAAAGCUGUAUAGCUGUCAUGGCGGCAAAGUGGUUGCCGCACAAACAAGCCCCGUUUCAACGCAUCUAAUGACGCUAGGCGAGGAUGGCAAGAUCUUCCUAUUCGAUUAUGUACGCAACACUUUAUUGCUGGAGAAGAAGUUUAUUUCAAGCGGCAGCGAUUUGCAUUGGUUCUCGACAAAAAUAUCCAGCACGGGUAUGGAUGUGGUCGCCGGCUUCGACGAUGGCAUACUACGUCAAUUGGUGUUGGAUUUGCGCAAUGAAAAGAGAGUGGAGUUGCAUUUGGUGCGCGCUAUUAAGGCGCAUAUUGGUGCCAUCACGAAAUUGACAGUUAAUCCGAGGCAUACCUGCCUAGUCGUGUCCUCCGUGGACAAGUCCAUAUUUGUGUAUAACAUUGAAGACAAGGAGAAUAAUAUGGUGUACUUGAAACCAAUGGGUUUUGUGGUGCUCGAUGCUGUGGUGAAUUGUUUCAACUGGAGGAAUGAUGAGUAUUCCACAAUUUUGAUGGGCUGCAAAACUGGUGAGGUAUAUGAAUACCAAAUACCCGCACGCGUCACAGACGAGCAAACAUUUCUCUCCUACAACAUUACCGAUCCGCAGAAAAUGAAGUCGACACGCUUUGUAUCGGUUAAAAGUCGCAUAAGACGUGAUCAAAAGCGUGAGAAAAUCAAGAAACGCAAGGAGAAGAAACGUCAACGCAAAUUGGUGGAAGUGGAGAAAUUGAAGGCAGCCAAUCCGGGCUUGCAAAUUGACAUGGAAACGGCGUUGGCCGAUUCUGAGCCCGAAGAAGAAGAGGAACCCUUACAUAUACCUGCUGCGCCCAAUCCAGUGCUUUGGCUCCGCUAUACGCGCGAUGGCACUGUGUGGACCUCGAUGGCUGGCUUCGAUGCUGGUUAUAUCUAUGAGCUAAUCUUUGGUAAUGCGGAGCCUUACAGGUGUACUAUAAUAGCGGACGGCGAUGAUUGCGAAAUACACUCUUAUUUGACGAUUGAGGAUUACCUGAUUUUCGGCUUGGUAGAUGGAAAAUUGCGCAUCAAUCGUACAACCGUCAACGAUUUCACAGAUUUAGCCGAUUAUCGUCUAUUUGCCAUGCACGAUUCCUACAAUGGAAUUAUAUCGCGCAUUUUGACCAGCUACGAUGGCCAAUAUUUGUUUAGCGUUGGAUAUGAUGGCAAUAUUUUCUCUUACAAGUGGCAUGGACCCAAAGUAGAACAGGGUGGUCCUUUGGAUGUGGUGCAGUAUGCUCUGCUAAAGGAUUUUUAUGCUGACGAUAUAGACGAUCCAGAGCAUCCUUCAUUAGAACAGGAGAAAAUCUAUGCCGAAAUUAAGCGCAAAGAGGAAGCGGCUGCAGCGCAUGACCGAAAAGUAUUGGCACAAAUCGGUGAAUUGCAGGUGAAAUUCAAUGAUAUCAAAAGCGAUAUGUUGCCUUUGGAAGAGGAGUUGCAACUGCCCGAUCGCAAGCUGCUUCUGGACGAACGCAUAACUAAACAAAUCAAGGAUGAGCUGCAAACGGAAUUGGAAGAUGUACGCGAUGAUUUGGCCUACGACCUGGAGGUGGCUGAAGUUGGUAAAAAUAAGUUGUAUAAUCAUUUUUUGAAGAAAUUAGAACAUGUGCCGUUUACGGUGAGCGGUAUUAGCAAAGAUGUAAGUGUCACCUCGUUUCGUGUAGAAAAACUUGGAGAGGAAUUUGAGAAAAUCAAGGGUGAGAUCGAGGAGCGCUUGCUGCUGGAGGCAGCGAAGCGUAGGUAAGCUCAAGGAUAUAUUGAACCGAUCGUUGCCGAGGAGAAGGAGCCCAGCAUGCCCGAACUGGGUGAGGAGAACUUCUUUUUCGGUCGUAAUCCGAACGCCAUCAUACCACGCUUUAGCAAGAAAAUGCUCCGCCUAUUGCGACGCUAUCGCUCUCGCCAACUGCACGAAAUCGAGCGUAUAUAUAAUUGGGAGCGGAUGGAAAUGGGUAAACCCGAUCCGAACAAGAAUCAUCCGCAAGAUGAGCUUAAAAUUGCCGAAGCGGAGAAAAAUCUUGGCGAUUACAAGCUCAAAAUUGGCUACGACUAUGAGCCGCGAGUCAACGAAAAUCUCACCUACAAAUACAUUGAAGUGGUGAAUGCAAGGCAAGCACAUUUUCUCAUUUUAGAUCGCUUCAAUAAGGAACUGAUGCAAAUGCGCAAACGCAAAUGGGAGUAUUACAAGUAUAUAGAAGAGUCGCAUAAGCGAUUGAAACAGUUGCACUCAUUUCUACCACACAUAAAUCGCGAGUUUUUGAUUUCCAUAGGAAAUAUUGAUAUGAACGCUGAGUAUCCAGAGCGUAAUCUCAAGGAGAAUUGCCAGCCAGGCUGUGGCAUAGAAAUCGAAGAUAUACUGUAUUUGGAGAAGAAAGUUGAUGACUUACUGCCGGAGCCACCACCACCGCCGUCAUUCGACCAGAAUGUGACGGCGCGCGAUAAGAUCGAAUACUCGUUACACCAAUCUUUGCAUGCCUAUGAAGUGGACGAGCUGCCGGAUAUUAGUGCUAUACUCGCAGAACUCGAUGAUUAUGCCAGUUUUACUGAACCAGACUUCUUCGAGCGCAACGAGGACGGUUUUGCGCCUUGGUUGUCUAUGGCGCGCUAUCAAUGGCUAAUCGAUUUGCUGGAUGAACAGAGUGGCAUAGUGUUGAAGGUGAAAAAUCGUAUUAGUGAGUUCGAUAAGGAUCUGGAGGAAAUGAUAGCAACGCGUUGUAGAGCUUCGUACGAAGCUGAGUUCAUGCACUGCUAUAGUAUUACUUUGAAUCAAGAAUUGAAUAUAUUACGCGAUAGCGAAGAGAUCGAAAAUCAAUUGCUAUACAAUGCUGAUGAGGCCAUGAAGACACGCAACGAAAUGCAGGCGGUGAUCAAUUCGAAAAAACGGCAAAUCGAGGAGAGCAAAAAGAAUGUCGAUAGAUUAAACGAGCAAAUAAUAGCGGUGCAGCAGAAAUUCAUGACCACCUGCAAGGGGCAUAAAUUCUUCGAUUUCUUGCGGCGCAUAUUCAAAAAGAAAUGGCGAUCACCAAAGCCACCCAAGGCUGAUGAUGAAUCUUCUGAGUCCUCCUCGAGCGACGAGUCGUCCAGCGAGGAUGAGGAUGCCGAUGCCAAAAGUAUUGAUUCAACGGAUAUUACUACGAUACGGUUAGAUGAAAGUCACUGUCCUGCAGGGCUGGAACGUAGCACGUACGACUUGGCUUUUCAGCUGCGUUCCGAGCGGCAUGCUCUUGAAAAGGUGCUCUCAGAGACACAAAAAAGCAUAGAGCAACGACGUGCAGAUGUGGCUGAGCUGCAAAAGAAAAUGAAGUAUCACGAAGAAGUCUACGCGCAGGAGAAGGAAACGUUAACGGUUUUUCGGCGCAAACGCCAACAAGAACUAAACAAAAUCAAAAUCUGUGUAGUGUUGUCAAUGGAUCAAUUGCAACACUUCAGACCAGGCGAAGAUUAUUUAGACUUAAGUCGUGCCAUACUAUUCGAUGCUGAACGCCUGAAUCAGCUGAAAGAUCGUGUCUCCCAGUUGAAUGAAGAAACACUGGAGACUCGACGUCUGCAUCGUAUCAAUGUAGUACAUUUGCGUCGCAUGAAUACCGACAUUAAAUUUAUGCGCAGCGAAAUCACACGAUUGGAGGCUGCCAUCAAGCAGGCGAUGAUUAAGAAAUUCGGUAUGAUCAUCAAUUUGGAUGAAUUGGAGGAGGAGGUUUUGCGCAGGUAUGUAUUCGAUUUGGAAACGUCCGCUGAGGAGGAAUUUCGACAAAUCGAGAGAGAAAUAGCGAGAAGGAAGGCGGAGUUGGCGUUAUUGGAGGACGAACUGAUACGUGAAACAAAAGUCAGCGCGGAAAAGUCUAACAUAUUGACCGUUUUGAAUGAGGAGAAGAACUUUUUGCAUAAAAUUUUGAAAGCACAGGAGAAGAACUUCGAGAAAUGGAUGCAGCCACAUAAAGUGAAUCUUGAUCGAGACGUAGAAAAGCUCACGCAAAUACACAAGGAGCAGAAGCAGACAAUUGAGUGCCUGGAGCGUGAAAUUUGCACAUUACGCUUGAAAUCCAAACCACUGCAGUUAUUUCACGAAGUCGUCCAGGAAGAUAAAAUUGAAAAGACUGUCGAAGUGGAUGAUGAUGAUGUUAACUGCCCCAAAAUAUUAGCACCCGAAGCUUUUAUGCAACGCAUCGAACCAGAUCAGUUUACUAUCGAUCGCAUCAAGAAAGUUGUACAAAAAUAUUUCGCACAGUGGUUCAAUCGGCACGCCACCGCCGAUAAUAUACGUAAGAAUGCAAAGAAGGCCACACGCUAUCUGGCACAAGCUGCCUACACCUUCGAAGGCAACAUAACCGAUGGCAUAUUGGAUUGUAUAACGCAAGCGCUGGAAUCGAUGAUGCCGAAAAAGUAUCUGCUGCAUAUGUCCAAGGAUAAUUUAGCGAAAAUGUUUCGUGAUGUGCUCAACGCAUACGAUUACCAGUCGUCUGAAGUGAAUACAGAGGAAUUGAUUAGCGGCAUCUAUCAGAAUGUGCUGACGACUUUGGACCACUCGAAUGCUGUGCUGAAUAGAACACAAUUCAUAUUGUUGCAUCUAUUCGAGCAGCUUAUUGAGCUCUUGCCAUUGGAGGAAUUUAAAAGCGAGAAAACUACGCGCUUACUUAUGCAGCUGUUGGAAGAUGAUACGCAUAUAGAUCCGCGUUGUAUAAAUGUUGAUGACAUUGUGGACAAGACGGUGAAGUAUGCGCGGGAAAAUCUGCUCGACGGCAUUACAGCUAUGCCGAUAAGACGUCUAGCUGAGAAUCUGUAUAAGGAAUUGAAGAUUCAUAAGGCGGGAGCGAUAACAAUUAAAUGCUCGUUGGGAUCGAAAGAAAGAGUUACGACUGCACAAAAGAACAAGUUUGCUUCAUUGUGA
Rhagoletis zephyria (snowberry fruit fly) is the source of this 5970-nucleotide messenger RNA. RefSeq lists its product as uncharacterized. Lineage: Eukaryota; Metazoa; Arthropoda; Insecta; Diptera; Tephritidae. The record is from RefSeq and is a predicted model, not a curated record. Gene Ontology annotation, molecular function: protein binding.